Molecule: messenger RNA, 1957 nt
Organism: Cryptomeria japonica (Japanese cedar)
Lineage: Eukaryota; Viridiplantae; Streptophyta; Pinopsida; Cupressales; Cupressaceae
Exons: 4
Coding region: 464-1450 (328 amino acids)
Molecular function (GO): DNA-binding transcription factor activity
Source: RefSeq, a predicted model, not a curated record
GGGCCAACCUUAUAUUUAACCCAAAUAUAUGGUUGGCUUGUUUCAAAACCUCCAAAGAAUCCAAAUAAAAUCCCUACCAAACCCUAUCUAUCUCUUCUCUGCUCUGCUCUUUGUGUAACCAUAGAUUUUGUGUUUUGGAAGUACGAUAGGAGUCAUUCAAGAUUGUUUCGUGAGUAAAAUAUAGUAUCAGGCAUUGCUUUGCAGAAGUAGCAUAAGGGAGAAGGGUUAACCGUUCAAAUUAACUUCAUUCCUGAAUUAUGAGAAUCCAUCGACUAUUGGACCAUACACAAAUUUAAUUUGCAAACCUUGCUAAUUAUCGAGGAAAAAAGCUUCUGGAAUAAUUGCCUACACUAAUAUUGGUUGCGAGGGCUUGAAAAUUUUCUUACUAAAUUUCAGUCCGCAAUAUUAUAACCAGGUAGUGGCACCUAAAUCCUCAGUCACUUAAAUAUGUGAUCAUGGACCUAUGGAUAUCGACAAGGUAUGGGCUGCAGUUACAGGGGACAAUUCCAUAUUAUGUAUUGUGAAGCGUUGGACUGAAGCUAGAAGACAAAGCAAAGGUGUUUGUAGUAGUGUUUUGAAGAAGAUAUGUCGUGAUAAUGGUAUCCCAAGGUGGCCAUACCGUAAGUUCUUGGCAGGAAGGUCAGUUGAGGAUAUCAAACGAGAAGCAAUUAAAGAUAAGGAUUCAACCAGAGAUAAGGAGUCAACUGAAGACCUUACAAAGCCAUCAAACGACAAUAACAAAAGUUUGCCAUCUAGUGGAGCUCCAUCUUUGGGUAUAUCAUUGACGCAAAUGCCAGAAUCCAAACCUGCAACUCUGGGCAUGCAAAUUGAAAGCAAAGUUGACACUACUAUUAACGACAUGGGUAGAUGGCAGCAAGGAGUUUCUACUUCAGGUACUGUUCUACAACCUUCUGGCACUAGACCCCCUCAAACUGUUCGGCAACAUCCCUAUCACUCAAGUCAUAGGGUAUCUAUUCAAACAUACCUUGAUGAAUUCAAACAAGGAUUCCCAAGAAAUGGCUUGUCAUCAGUUUCUAGUCAAUGGUGGAGUAGUAGCGGGUCUCUUACUGCUCAGAAUGCAUCUGAUGAUUCACAGAGAAAUGAGACAUUGUCAGUAGGUGGAACAUCUGACAAAUCAGAAGGCAAUGAAGCUGGAAAUGCAGUUCAAGAAAAUAGAAAGCUCAAUUCUGAGAGUGAUGGAUUUUUGAAGUCUUUGAGUAGUGAUAUUUCAAAAACUCCUGGUCCCAUCAGAUUGCAUGAUGAGGAUUUGAUGCAUGUCACCUUACUUUCUAGAACUAGAAAGAAGAAUGCAGAAAAUGGAAGGAAAGCAUUGAAACUGGCUGUAACUAAUGGAUAUGGUGCAUAUAAACUCGAGGAAAAAGACAAGUUAUUGCUCAAACAAGUUUUUGGAUCUUCCUUUCCAAGGCAAUGGACGGCAAGCUUGAGUUAGUUCGAGGUUGUGCCAUGCUGCUUCAUUGUAUUUUAGCAUUAUCUUCCAAAACCUGUAAGAAAAAGUAAUAUGUAUACUAUUGUGCAAUGAAUUUUGCAGUAAAUCAAUAUUUUAAUGAACUUGUGUUUGGAAGUGAAAGAUGUAUGUAGACUUUAGAACCUACUUCCAAGAGUGCCCGCUGAUUAUUUAGAAAUGCAGAUUAUCCCAUGAUAUUGGCCUUUAGUUGGUCAUGAAGUUCACCUCGGAAUUGACUUUUUUAUUAGAAAUCUUGCGGAGUAACACAAUUGUUAAUUAGCUUGAGCAACUUCACGAAAUACAUGCUUUGGUGCAUAUUAACAGGUGCAUUGCAGUAGGCAAUGGACAAUUAGUACAUAGCUAGUUUUAAAGGGUAAUCCAGUUGGUUGUUGCUUUUGUGUUUAAAAGCUGUUUUCUCCUUGAGAUAAGACACUGAAAAAACAGAUUUUAUUUUGUAACAAAAAUGUGAAAAAUCUAUCAAACUUCGUUUUA